Messenger RNA from Paramecium pentaurelia, 1028 nucleotides. The record is from the annotation of a GenBank genome assembly. Lineage: Eukaryota; Ciliophora; Oligohymenophorea; Peniculida; Parameciidae.
AUGAGUAAAUUGUCAAUUUAGGUUGAUUUCUAAUUUAUUAAAUUGGGCAUUCUCACUAAACUUAAAGAAUUAGCAUAUCCAUAUUAUGAAGUUACAAAUGAGUAUAGAAACUAUCAAUUUAAAAUUUAGCAUAAUAAGUUCAAAGAUGUACAAUAUUAAUAAUAAAUUAUUAGUUCAUCAAUAAUGAACUAAAAGCAAUUAAACAAUUAUUAGAUUAAGAGAAUCCUUUACAAAAUGAAGUUUCUAUUUGUGGAUAUGGAUUAUAAGAUCAAGAAGAGUUUACUUACUAUUCUGAUAUUUUUGAAAAAGAAUUGGAUUUAAAGCUAAUUAAAUAAAGGAGUGUUCAUAAUUCAAUUAAAGCAAUUGACUAUUUAAUAAAAAAUAAAGAGGGAGCAUUUUAUAAAUUUACUAACUUAAUAAAUUUAAAAGAAAUUCAUUUAUUAAAAUAAGGUUAUGAGAUUGAGAAAGUUUUAUGUCCUUGUCCAAACUAUCCAUACCUUUAUUUAAAUGUGAAUAAAAGUGUAUCUUUUUAUAAAGUGCAAGCAGUAAAUUAAUUUGUUAAGCUGAAUGGUUCUCUAAUUACAGAUACUACGAUUGAGAAAAUAUUUUAAUUAAUUGGUUUAGAUGGAGAUAUAAAUGAAUAAUUAAUGUUAGCAUUCAAAGAAGGUAAUAAUUUGAAUGCAGAUAUGACAGUAGAAGAUAUUUAUGGUAAGAGUUACACAUCAUUGGGUUUAUCAAAAGACAUUAUAGCUGCAUCAAUGGGUAAAUUACAAACUAAAGAACCCUCAGAAGUUAAUGUACUUGAUGUUGUAAAAAGUUUAUGGUUCAUGUUUGCUAUAAAUUUGGGUUAAUUAGCUGCUUUAAAUGCUUAAUUAGAAGAUUUAACAACAAUUAUAGUAGGUUCAAGUAAAAUAACAUUUGAACCAUUUUUAUUAUCACUUUAAUCAGUGUUAACAUUUUUUGGAGCUGGGAAAUUAAAUAUAAUAUAUAUAGAAAAUAUGGAAUUUUUGACUUGUUUGAGUCUAUGA